This is a messenger RNA of Dipodomys ordii (Ord's kangaroo rat), 1539 nucleotides long. Its product is annotated as zinc finger protein 717-like. Bases 1 to 1539 code for a protein of 512 amino acids. The record is from RefSeq and is a predicted model, not a curated record. The transcript is spliced from 6 exons. Gene Ontology annotation, molecular function: DNA-binding transcription repressor activity, RNA polymerase II-specific. NCBI's taxonomy places the organism in Eukaryota, Metazoa, Chordata, Mammalia, Rodentia, Heteromyidae. Gene Ontology annotation, biological process: negative regulation of transcription by RNA polymerase II.
AUGAACGCCGUUAAGGAUUCAAAUAAGCUGGUGUCAUUUGAUGAUGUGGCUGUGGAAUUCAGCUGGGAGGAGUGGCAGGAAUUGGAUAUUUCUCAGAGGACCCUGUAUAGAGAUGUGAUGCUGGAAACCUAUAGCAUGCUGGUGUCCUUAGGGCACACUGGUCCUAAACCUCAAUUGAUUGUCAAGCUGGAGCAAGAUGAAGAGUCAUAUAUGAGAGAAGCCUCAGACAAGAAUUUCUCAGAUGUUCAAAAAAUGAAGCAUGUGAUUAAGACUUACCAGGAAGAUCCAGAUGAAUGUCUGCAUGAUGUAGCUGUCACAAAUAUUAACACAAUAGAGCAAAGAGUGAGAUUAGUGACAACUUCUCACUUGACCUCAAAACAGAAGCCAGAUCUGAAUAGGAAUGAUGAGAACUCCUUAAGGAUGAUGACGGAUGAGUUCAUUCAGUGUCAGAACAUGCUCCCCUACGGUGAGCCUGGUAAGAUGCCGGCUGCAUGUAUGCCUGGUGUUUCUCCUGUAGUUAAACAAUCGCUUAGAUAUUCAGAGGCUUUUAGUCAAAAUUAUGAUGGUCCAUAUUUUGAAUAUGGAGGAGAGAAGAUAUUAAAUUCAAAGAUGAUAUUCUUUCCACAUAAUUGGGUUUGCGUCAGAGAUCCCACCUCCAACCAUAAUGAAUAUAGAGAAGAAUAUGAUAAGUCUGCUCUUCUUGCCCAAGAACUUUGUCAGGGAAGGAGGUUUCCAGUCACUAUGCCUCAGAAAAGAGACACAGGAGAGAAUCCUUAUACAAGUAGUGAAUGUAAGAAAUCAUUCAGUAAGGAUUUACACCUUACAAAACCUGAGAGGAAAUAUCCAGAGAAGCUUGAUGAGUUUAAGCAAUGUGGAAAAUCUAUCUCUAAGAAGUCAGAACUAAGUUCUGACGAACCUAAAACAACACCAGAAGAGAAACCCUAUGAAUAUGAAGCAUGUAGGAAAUUUUCCACUCAAAAGUCAGGUCUCAGAAGGCAUCACAGAACUGACAAAGAACAGAAGUUUGAUAAAUGUAACAAAUGUGGAAAUUCAUGUAGAAUGAAGUCAUACAUCAAUAUGUUUCAGAGAAUACACACACGAGAGAAAUCUUAUGAAUGUGACAAAUGUGGAAAUUAUUUCAGACAGAAGUCAGACCUUACUGUUCAUCAGAGAACACACACAGGAGAGAAAAGAACACAUACAGGGGAGAAACCUUAUGAAUGUGACAAAUGUGGAAAGUAUUUCAAACAGAAGUUUCACCUUACUGUUCAUCAGAGAACACACACAGGAGAGAAACCUUAUGAAUGUAAUGUGUGUGAAAAGUCUUUCACCCUAGCCUCUAACUGGUACUUCCAAGCAGUCCAUUAUGUUCUCUGCUACCUGGUUGCCCAAAAGACCUUAGACACCCUCUUUCUGCCUUUCUGCCCCGAGUAUUUCUCCUCCUCUGUAAUGGGCCACAACUGGGCUUAUGCUCCAAAUGGAACUUUUCCAGCCCAUGGCCAAUAUGUGUUCUCCUAUGCCAUUUGUGUUAACGUUUAA